AUGCUAAACAUUGUAGCAAUACAUGCCCUCAGAAAGACACUUUCGCUACCAACAACGUUAAAAACGUUGCUUCUGAGCCUCGCUGUUUCUGAUCUUGGUGUAGGAUUGCUUGUCCAACCUUGGCGCAUAGCAGGUUUGGCAAUGGGGCUACUUCAACACGACGGACGACCAAACUUUACCGUGUAUAUCGCUUAUAAAAUAACGAUGAAUGUAUUUUAUUAUGCCUCAUUCCUUGGUGUCAUGGUUCUAGCAGUAGAGAGAUUCUUGGCCAUUCAUCUUCAUCUCCGAUACCAGAGACUUGUGACUCACAAGCGUGUUGUUACCAUAGUGAUCUCACUUUGGGUGAUAAGUGUGUUCCUUUCGUUGUUUAUGUUA
Messenger RNA from Porites evermanni, 375 nucleotides. The record is from the annotation of a GenBank genome assembly. Lineage: Eukaryota; Metazoa; Cnidaria; Anthozoa; Scleractinia; Poritidae.